UGUCAUUUACCCAAAAAUCAAUUGGAAACGAAAGGGUUUCCCCCUCUCUGUCUUCUCACCAAAACCCUAGUUCUAAAUCAAUCUCAUUCUAAAUCAAUCUCCAAACCCUAAUCUCUCGAAGAGCAACCGACUCGUUCUCCAUUAAACUCCUCCAAGAUGGAAGGUGAUCAAUUGCCAAAGAGUUCAGUCAAUGUAGAUGAUUGGAAUUGGAUUAUCGAAAAUGAGGAGAAGGACACUAUGGAUGUUGAUUCCCCAGACUGUGUAACCCAAUAUCUUGAUUUAAAAGAAGAAACACUGGAAAGGUUCUGCAAAGAUGCAGCACGAGCCUUCUUUAGUGAGUUUGGCUUGAUAAAUCAUCAGAUUAACUCCUUCAAUCAAUUCAUAACAAGUGGGCUCCAGGAGAUUUUUGAUUCUUUGGGUGAAGUAGUCGUGGAACCAGGCUAUGAUCCAUCCAAGGGUGGAGGAGGAGAUUGGCAGCAUGCCACUAUCACUUAUGGAAAGGUCAGGCUCGGAAAGCCAACUUUUUGGACCGAAAGAAGUGGUCAGGAGACAGAAGAAUUAAAAUUGUUGCCUAAGCAUGCCCGACUGCAAAAUAUGACCUACUCGUCGAAAUUAAAAGUGGAAGUAAGGGUUCAGGUCUACAUACUAGAGAAGAGUGACAAGGCUAAAACUGGAAAAGAUUCACACAUCUGUAAAAGGGUAUUGAGCGAUGACAAGAAGGAGAUUACCAUAGGAAGCAUGCCAGUGAUGGUGAAAUCAAAAUUGUGCUGGCUUGAUACACUGGAUAAAAGUGAUUGUUUAUAUGAUUCUGGGGGUUACUUUAUAGUUAAAGGAGCAGAAAAGGUCUUCAUUGCGCAGGAGCAACGCUGUUUAACAAGAUUGUGGAUCACGGAUAAACCUGUCUGGACAGCAUCACAUAUUUCUGAGAUGAAGAAGAAAAGGGUUUAUGUUAAACUUGUUGAUGCUUCGAAAGUUGAUGGUUUAAAUAGUGGGAAACUUAUCAGCAUAUACUUCUUAUAUGCCACGAUGCCGGUUUGGGUCAUGUUUUUUGCCCUUGGCGCUGCUUCUGACAAGGAAGUUUUUGAGAUGAUUGAUCUUGAUGGUUGCGAUAAUAACAUUACUAAUAUUAUAUUAGCAACUAUUAGAGAUGCUGAUGAACAAUGUAAUGAUUUUAGAAAAGCGGGAAGAUCUAGAGACUACGUGGAUAGUCUUAUUAAAAACUCGAAAUUUCCACCCACCGAGUCAUUUGAUGAGUAUGUUGGGAAGUACCUAUUUCCAACAAUUUCCGGGCAUAGGGAGAAGGCACUUUUUCUUGGAUACAUUGUGAAAUGCCUGUUGCUAGGCUGUUUCGGGAAGCGAAAGUGUGACAAGAGGGAUGAUUUCAGAAAUAAAAGGUUAGACUUAGUUGGUGAGUUGCUUGGUAGAGAGUUGUGGGCAAAUAUUCGACAUGCUGAGAAGCGCAUGGUUAAAGCCAUGCAAAGAGAUCUUAGUGGAGAUCGUGACCUGCAGUUGAUAGAACGUUAUUGGGAUGCCUCGAUUGUCACAAAUGGCCUGAAUAGGGCUUUCUCGACUGGUCAAUGGUGUCAUCCAUAUAUAAAGACAGAGAGGUGUUCUGGAGUCGUGGCGAAUCUCCAAAGAACUAAUGCAUUACAGAUGAUGUCUAGUCUGAGGAAAACAAGGCAGCAGGUUGCUUAUGCUGGAAAAGCUGGAGAUGCUAGAUAUCCAAACCCGUCUUAUUGGGGAAAGCUAUGCUUUCUCUCCACCCCUGAUGGAGAGAAUUGUGGGCUAGUGAAGAAUUUAUCAGUUACUGCUCUUGUCAGCUCCAGCAUCAAUGAACCUGUUCUGGAUAAGUUGGUUUCCUGUGGAAUGGAAAAAUUGGAUCAAAUUUCUGUUUCUUCACUGAGUAAAACGUAUAAAAUCUUUUUGAACGGGGAUUGGAUUGGAGUGUGUUCGGACUCAAGGUUGUUUGUUCUAAACUUCAGACAAAUGCGCCGUGCACAGGAAAUCAAUUCUCAGGUGGAGAUCAAAUUGGACCAACACCAGAAGGAGGUGAGAAUAUUUUCUGAUGCUGGGAGACUUUUACGACCUCUUCUAAUUGUUGAAAAUCUGAAGAAAGUCAAAAGCCUCAAAGGUGGGAUUUCCUCGUACCAGUCCCUUGUAAAUGAGGGAAUUAUUGAACUCAUUGGUGUAGAAGAAGAAGAGGACUGCAGAGCUGCCUGGGGGAUCAGAUACCUGUUGCAGGAGGGUAGCAAGCAAGCAGCAAUACCAUACACACACUGUGAGCUUGACCCUUCCUUUUUACUGGGAUUGAGUUGUGGUAUCAUCCCUUUUGCCAACCAUAACCUUGCACGGAGGGUCCUAUUUCAGGCUCAGAAGCAUUCACAUCAGGCUGUUGGUUUCUCAACCACAAAUCCUGAUAUUAGGGUUGAUACACUGAUGCACCAGAUGUAUUAUCCACAGAGGCCUCUGUUCCGAACUGUGGUAGCUGACUGCCUUGGUAGGAGAGAUUAUUCUCUGGGCCUGAAGGAUGGGAUGUCGAGGCCAGAGCUCUUCAAUGGUCAGAAUGCUAUCGUGGCAGUAAAUGUUCACCUUGGUUACAACCAGGAGGACUCCUUGGUGAUGAAUAGAGCUUCAUUAGAACGUGGAAUGUUCCGUACUGAACAUUUUAGGAGCUAUAAAGCAGAGGUUGAGAAUAAAGAAAUUACCAAGAGAAUCAAGUUGAAAGACAAGGUGGAGUUUGGAAAGAUGCAGAGCAAAAAGGGUCGCGUGGAUUCUCUUGAAGAUGAUGGCUUUCCAUGGAUUGGUGCUUGUCUCCAGACUGGUGACAUUGUGAUUGGAAAGGUUGCAGAAUCCGGAGAAGAUCACAGUACCAAGCUGAAACAUACCGAGAAGGGGAUGGUACAGAAGGUGGUGCUCUCGGCAAAUGAUGAAGGGAAAAACUUCGCAGUUGUCACUUUGAGACAGGUCCGAUCUCCUUGUCUUGGGGACAAGUUUUCCAGUAUGCACGGUCAGAAGGGUGUUGUUGGGUUCUUGGAGUCGCAAGAAAAUUUUCCUUUCACCCGUGAAGGAAUUGUUCCAGAUAUAGUGAUAAAUCCACAUGCUUUUCCAACCCGGCAAACUCCUGGUCAGUUGCUAGAGGCAUCACUUGGGAAGGGUAUUGCUCUUGGUGGAAAGAUAACAUAUGCUACUCCAUUUACAACUCCGUCGGUUGAUGUCAUCGCAGAGCAAUUGCACCGUUUAAAUUUCCAGAGGUGGGGAGCCGAGAGAGUGCUCAAUGGCCGCACAGGUGAGCUCAUGCAAACCAUGAUAUUCACUGGCCCGACAUUCUACCAACGCCUGAUCCACAUGUCUGAGGACAAGGUGAAGUUCCGAAAUACGGGUCCAGUUCACCCGCUGACCCGCCAACCCGUUGCUGAUCGCAAGAGGUUCGGUGGGGUCAAGUUCGGGGAGAUGGAGCGGGAUUGCCUCCUCGCCCAUGGCGCUGCUGCUAACUUGCAUGAGCGUCUGUUCACGCUCAGUGACUUCUCCCAGAUGCAUGUCUGUCGCACCUGCAGCCGUUUCGCUAAUGUGAUCCAGCGAGUUGUCAGCAACGGGAAGAUACGGGGGCCUUAUUGUGGUUUCUGCAAAUCGGGGGAGAACGUCGUGAGGAUUAACGUACCGUAUGGUGCGAAACUGCUAUUUCAGGAGUUGUUUAGUAUGGGUAUCUGCCUCAAGUUUGAAACUGAGGUUUGUUAAGUUUGAUGCUAACGUGGAAGUGGGUUGUGAUGCUUGUGUAAAUACCUGAAGCAUGUGGCUGACUGGAAAUGGGUGGACGAGGACGAGUGGGUGGAUGUAUCUAUGUUUAUGACUCAAGACUGAUGGUGGUGGAUUGUUUGUUCCCUCCUACUGGUUGUGUUCUGUUUUUUGAAUAGUUGUACUGCGUGUUUUCUUCUCCUUUUGAUUUCUAAAUAAAUUCCUGGUAUGAUGGUUUAGACUUUUAUC
This is a messenger RNA of Asparagus officinalis (garden asparagus), 3981 nucleotides long. RefSeq names its product DNA-directed RNA polymerases IV and V subunit 2-like. The transcript is spliced from 8 exons. Gene Ontology annotation, molecular function: DNA binding; ribonucleoside binding; DNA-directed RNA polymerase activity. Lineage: Eukaryota; Viridiplantae; Streptophyta; Magnoliopsida; Asparagales; Asparagaceae. Gene Ontology annotation, cellular component: RNA polymerase II, core complex. Gene Ontology annotation, biological process: DNA-templated transcription. Bases 157 to 3735 code for a protein of 1192 amino acids. The record is from RefSeq and is a predicted model, not a curated record.